UGUAAGCAUACACUACAUUCGUGAAAAAAUGGCAGCUGACGAUUAGAGGAAAGUGUGUGGAUUUUUACUCGAAAAAAGACGGUACUUAACGAAGCAACACGGUCACCGAGGAUACUUGGUCACCAGUGGGCGUCAUCUUUGAAGUGUCACCACUGGUCAUCAGGCACGAUGGGAAAGACUCCGCUGAAAGAUCAGAAAGAUGGCAAAAAAGAUAAAUUGGGAAGGACGGUUCCUCCAGCAGGUACGACUCCAGCAGCAACAAAAGAUUCUUUCAGCUGGGAAGAAUAUCUGAAAGAAACGUCAGCUAUGCCGGCUCCACCGAGCUGUUUUCGUCAGGCCAGAAUUCCUCCCUCCAACGACUUCAAGGUUGGAAUGAAGCUCGAAGCUCACGACCCGCGAAACUCCACCUCAGUCUGCAUCGCCACAGUGAUGGGUUUAACUGGAGUGCGUCUGCGUCUCCGUCUGGAUGGAAGUGACAACAGCAACGACUUCUGGAGGCUGGUGGACUCGUCCGAUAUUCAGCCUAUCGGCACAUGUGAGAAGAACGGAGACAUGCUGCAGCCACCGCUGGGAUUUCGGAUGAAUGCCUCUUCGUGGCCCAUGUUUCUGCUGAGAACAUUAAAUGGAGCAGAGAUGGCACCAGCAACAGCUUUCAAAAAGGAACCGCUGAGGCCUACACAGAACCACUUUAAGCCGGGCAUGAAGCUGGAGGCAGUGGACAAGAAGAACCCGUACCUGAUCUGUCCGGCCACCAUCGGAGAAGUGAAGGGCGACGAGGUCUUCAUCAUGUUCGACGGCUGGCGGGGGGCCUUUGAUUACUGGUGCAAGUACGACUCCAGGGACAUCUUCCCCGUGGGCUGGUGCUCCCUCACCAAGCACAGCCUCCAGCCUCCAGGCAACAGUGUUACGCUGCCAAAGAGCCUUCAGAUCCUCCCGGCGUCCCCCUCCAAGCCCAACAGGCGGGCCAUGCAGUCCCCCUACAGACUCCCCAACCCGCUGCCCCCUCUACCUGUCAGGAAGGGGGUGAGAGGCCGUCGACCAAAGAGCGAGACCAUCGCUCUGCUCAAAGCUGUGGCCGAGGCUGCCGCCGCCCAUAACGGGACUGUACCUGAGAACACGCAGCUGGUCCCCCGACCCCACAAGAAGAGGGGCCCCAAACCUGGAAGCAAGAGAAAGCCCAAAAUCCUCCAGAGCCCAGCACAGCUGCCCAGCAUCCAGGUCCCACAAGAAAGCUCCCCCAGCCACAACUCUGUGGUUUCAACAGUGUGUGUGUAUGUGAACAAGCACGGAAACUGCGGUUCCCACCUGGACAGGAAGCAGAUGCAGCGUCUGCCUGACCACUUUGGCCCGGGUCCAGUGAACGCCGUGCUCCAGAAGGUGGUCCAGUCCUGUAUAGACUGUGCGUACCAGCCUAAAGUCCUGCUCAGCGCUCUGCAGACGCACUCAGGAGGAGGAGAGGUUGUUAGAGUGAGAACAGAUGGUGGAGUCUGCAUGGUCAAACUCCCAGCAGCCUCCAGUGCUUCCUUUGUGCUGCGGUUCUUGGAGACGAUGUGUCGUCAUCUGCAGUGUGACAACCUGUUCAGCAGUCAGCCGUUCAGCCACUACACAGCGUACGACAGGACCAAGUCAGUGAAAGAAGAGGUGUUGGACGCCCCAUCUCUUGCUCGAGGAAGUAAACGGAGUCUCUCUGGAAUCUCUCCUUCAUAUGCAGCUCCUCUAUCCCCCAAACAUUUACGUACCGAAGCUCAUCCUUCAGAAGCAGAGACUUUGCCUCAUGAAGAGAACGGUCACAUAAAGGAGCAGCGCUACAUGGACUCGGCCUCCAACUCCAUGACCCCCCGACCACAAACAGCACGCAGCUCCUCAGAGUACCACUCCCAAACCAGCAGCCUCUACCACGCCGGCAACGCCACCACCAUGCGCCGCCUCUCCUCCAACCCUGGAGAGCUCAGCUCCACACCGCCCCUCAGACGAGUGGAAGCCAGCUCCACCACCGGUCCUGAAGCUCUGGGGUCUGAGCGGGAGAGUCUGCAGCUGCCCAGUAAGAACCCGUCGUCCUGGUCCAUCGAGGAGGUGAUGCAGUUUGUGAGGGACGCUGACCCCACAGCGUUAGCUCCACACGCUGAACUAUUCAGAAAACAUGAGAUUGAUGGGAAAGCUCUGAUGCUGCUGCGGAGCGACAUGAUCAUGAAGUACAUGGGUCUGAAGCUGGGGCCUGCACUGAAGCUCUGCCAUCACAUAGAUCGACUGAAACAGGGAAAACUGUGAGAGCAGGCCCGUGUGUUCCCGUCCCUGUCAGACCCAUGAGCAAUAAAACUCCGACAGAGCCGGACUCAUGGGGGCCGCAGGGGGCCACAUGUUACUCUGACUGAUGUUACAACUUCCUCCUGACUUCCAGAGCGGAGAAAGUGUGCCGUGCAGUGCUGACACAUUACCUCAUCCCCUCAUCAGUGAAUGAAAAAACUCUCUGAAAUCCCAAAGGAAAGAAUCCCUGCAGUGUUUACAUUGCAUAGCACACGUGGACACGCUUUUUUUUUUACGGAGAUGAAAUCUUUUGAUCCUGGUUUUGGAUCCCCCAAAGAUGGAGAAUGUUUCUUCUUAUAUAAUGUUUUUAUUAUUGUCCAAUUUCCACUUAUUAAGGAAGAGUUGGUAUACUGAAACAAAAAAAACAAAAGACAAAUCCGUCAGAUGUUCUUCCCCAAGAGAAUCUGGAUGCUCUCUGUUUAGUUGUUUUUCACUCUUCAUGUACGCCUGGAGGUCCGACAGAUGUUUUCAUUGGCUUGAAUAUUGUCAGAAUCCUUAACGUUUUUUAACUGAAGCUCUCAUUUUCCACGAGUGUCCUGCAGGAUCAUUCUCUGCUGUGUGGCACCAUGUAUUAUCAUUGUGUCUUAGUGGAUGCUCUGUGGGCUCCCAACGCAGGUCUCAUCACACUCACAAGUAACACCCUCAUCCAUUUUAAACAGAUCGUUAAGUACGUGCAAACAAACAUUUCUAAGGGCUUUUUAUGUUUACUUUUCCUGUAAUAAUUCUAAUCAUGGCAGAGCCUGUGUCCACAAAGUUAUUUUCUGGCAUGGCGCUGGGAUGAAGAGCUUCUGCAUUGAGAGAAAACAAACACACAUGCAGUAGGGUUUUGUUUCCAAGACAACAACAUUUGGUUAUCUAUCAUGGAGGGUUUGCAUAUAAUCAUUAUGCAGCUAAUAUGUUGUGUAUUUGUUUAAGGUGGUUUUUCCCUAUGAGCAUGAACUGGAUGGAGGGUGCUGCCCCUUGAUUGUUUUAUUGAAAGAUGAGGGAAAGAGUCCCUCAGUUGUAUAUCAAGUAAGAGAGGCAUUAAAUGAUCUGAUGAGGACAAAUAUGAAGUAAUAUUAUGGCCUCAUCCAAAAGUUAUUAAAGGCUUCUUAUGUGAUUUUUCACACUUAAAUGUAAUAUAAAUCAAGUAUAUCCUCUGAAAAUAACUCUGUGAGUCAUGACUGUC
Messenger RNA from Labrus bergylta (ballan wrasse), 3472 nucleotides. RefSeq names its product Scm polycomb group protein like 2. The record is from RefSeq and is a predicted model, not a curated record. NCBI's taxonomy places the organism in Eukaryota, Metazoa, Chordata, Actinopteri, Labriformes, Labridae. Gene Ontology annotation, cellular component: nucleus. Gene Ontology annotation, molecular function: chromatin binding; histone binding. Gene Ontology annotation, biological process: negative regulation of DNA-templated transcription.